Molecule: messenger RNA, 1032 nt
Organism: Coniophora puteana RWD-64-598 SS2
Lineage: Eukaryota; Fungi; Basidiomycota; Agaricomycetes; Boletales; Coniophoraceae
Product: cyclin-like protein
Exons: 7
Coding region: 1-1032 (343 amino acids)
Biological process (GO): positive regulation of DNA-templated transcription, elongation; regulation of transcription by RNA polymerase II
Cellular component (GO): nucleus; cyclin/CDK positive transcription elongation factor complex
Molecular function (GO): cyclin-dependent protein serine/threonine kinase activator activity
Source: RefSeq, a predicted model, not a curated record
AUGGAAAAUGACUCACAAUGGCUCUUUCCCCUCGACGCUCUUCGCAGCACGCCCAGCGUCUCCACCUCCAACAUACCCUUGGCCAAAGAGCUUUAUGACCGAGCGAGAGGUGUAGAGUUCCUCUUUCGCCUGGGUACUUCUCUUGGAUUACCAUCCUCAGCCAACUUCACUGCGGCGACAUGGUUCCACCGUUUCUACAUGCGUUACUCCCUGGAGGACUACCAUCGCCAGGACGUUGCCGCAUCCUGCAUUUUCCUCGCUACCAAAACAGAAGAAUGUGGAAGAAAGCUGCGUGAUGUUGCUAGAGUGUGCCAGUCGAAGAUCAAGAACAUUGAAGUUUCGCAUAUAGCCAGCGACAGCCCAGAGGUAGAACAACAGCAGACCGCUAUCCUUCUUACAGAGGAAGUACUGCUGGAGGCACUCUGUUUUGAUUUUGUUACAUCCAGCCCCCAUGCAGAACUUGUCGAUCUUUUCAGUGCUCAUCAAGCGGACACUACUGUUCAAGACUAUGCUUGGAGUAUAGCUCACGACUCGUACCGAACGCCACUCUGUGUUCUAUUUCCCACUCGCAUCAUCGCAGGUGCCUGUUAUGUCUUAGCACAACGAAUGUCUGAUGGGCCACAUUCGGCAUCGCUGGACGCUCGCAUAUCAGUUUCUUCACCAUCCGACUCCCUUCCUACCCCUCCAUCGCACAAACCUGCUUCUCCAGAUGCUACACGCUUUGUCAUCGAGUAUUUCAGCUUCUCAGAAAGCGACAUUGGGCUCUCUAACCCGUCAUCAGAUGCCCUCCAGAUCCUGCUAGAUUUCUAUUCUGCACAAGAUUUAGAGAGUAGCUCGGGUCACGUUGGCCCAUUAGCGGCUAUACCUCCGCCUUCUAGACCGCAUUAUACUACGCUGUACCAACCCUGGCCUGAAGUUGGACGAUCCGCUCUUGCGCCUCAGUCGAACGGUGAAGGUGAGCGCGCCUGUUGUUCCAGAACGAGCUCAGCCCAAGUGGAACCAAGAUGGCCUGCCCGGAUCUUAGCUCCAUGA